CGAUGUACAACCCGGAAAUACAAGUGCUGUUGACAUUUCAGGGAAGACUGGGUUACAUUGAGUUCGACCCCGAAAAGCGAUGGCAGGGUUGGGAAGUGAGAAUGACCAGAAAAAGACUGCUAGAAGUCACAGCCCCCACUUUGAUAUGAACCCACAGACCCCGGUACUGCGUAUCAGUCAGCUGGAUGCCCUCGAGCUAGACUCAGCCCUUGAGCAGCUAGUGUGGACUCAGUUCUCGCUGUGCUUCCAAAACUGCCGCCCAGGCUUCCUCACUCCUCUGGAGCCUGAACUGAGGGUUUUGCUUCAUUUGCUCCUAUGGAGGUUCACACUCUAUUCUAACAGUGCCACGGUGGGGCAAUCUUUACUGAGCCUGCGCUACCACAGCAAAUUUUCCCUGUCUCCCCGUUACAGGCCUUUAUCCCCCAGGCAGAAGUUAGGUCUGGCCGUGCUCACUGCAGGGCCCCGCUGGCUCCAAGAGCGUUCCCACAGGCUGCUGCCGUACUUGGGUUUGAGUUCACAAGGAUCUGUGUCUGAAAGAGAGAGCGGUUUGCUCCAUCAGGGUCUCCGUAAUUCGCUGACGCUUGUUGCUGGUAUUGUUAAGUUCACAAAUCUGAUCAACUUCCUUGUGUUCCUAAGGAAUGGCCGGCAUCCCAUCCUCGCCGAAAGAAUCACAGGAGCUCAGACGGUUUUCAGUCAGCCAAAUGUGGCCCGGGAGGUAAACUACAAGUACAUGAACCGAGAACUACUUUGGCAUGGCUUUGCAGAGUUCCUCAUCUUCCUGUUCCCACUGAUCAAUACAAAGAAACUGAAGGCAACAAUACUGUCUGCUGUGUUUGGGGGGGAAAGUGCAAGCGGGGAGGGAGCAAGGGAAGGGCAAGAGUUGUGGAAAGAGUGUGGACUGUGCGGAGAGUGGCCAACCAUGCCUCAUACGGUGGGAUGCCAGCACGUUUUCUGCUACUACUGCAUUAAAAGCAACAGCAUUGCCGACCCUUAUCUCACUUGUCCCAAGUGCGGGGCGGAAGCAGGGCAGCCCAAGCUGGUCAAGCUGGAGGUGGAGAUGACUGACAGGUGAUAAUCAUCUCACACACAGAAGAAAUGAAAUGAAGUUGCUAUGAAAUUUCAGAUGGCUUUUGUUUUGUUUUGUUUUGUUUUGAAAGAUUUUGUCAUGUACAAGUUUAUAAUUAGACUUAUCUCCAUGAUGUCUUUUCUGAACACGCAUCAGCCUGCGAUGUUUAAUGUAUAUGUGCACAUAUUGACAGUCUGCUGCCCCUUCUGUUUUUCCAACUGGACUUUGGAAGGAACUAUUUGUCUUUGGUGCACUGGACAGACUGCGGAGAACGACACAGAGCAUAUAUUUGAUGAGUGAACGUGUUGAUUUAUGCUCCAAAUUGGCUCUGUGCUGACAUGUGUGUAUGUAUGAGUGUGUGUGUGUGUGUUUGUUGAAAUGGGAAUAUUUGUUCUGAUGAAAAAUGCAAAAAGUCAGCUGAAUAAAUAAUGGGAGGAAUUUCUGAUGCCUCUCAUCAUGGCCAAAUUAGCAUUUGUUGUGUAUUUUGUGCCUAAAUUGUAUUUCAACAUCAUUAAAAUUGA
Neolamprologus brichardi is the source of this 1587-nucleotide messenger RNA. It is a transcript of the gene pex2, whose product is annotated as peroxisomal biogenesis factor 2. Gene Ontology annotation, biological process: protein import into peroxisome matrix. The record is from RefSeq and is a predicted model, not a curated record. Gene Ontology annotation, cellular component: peroxisomal membrane. NCBI's taxonomy places the organism in Eukaryota, Metazoa, Chordata, Actinopteri, Cichliformes, Cichlidae. Gene Ontology annotation, molecular function: zinc ion binding.